GGCCCCGGCGGGACGAGGGCGGAGCGGGCGCCGCUGCGCUGACGGCCGCGGCAGAAAGGGGGCGGCCGCUCCCAUUUCCUCCUCUCCGCCUCGGCCGGAGCGGCUCCCUGGUGUCGGCUGCGGCUCCCAGACCGUGCCGAGCUGAGACCGGCGGGCUCCGGCCGAGCCUGCGGCGGCCGCCCACCCUCCCAAACGUCCCGAAGCCCGCUGCGCUGUUCGCGAUCCGGCUGCGGGUAUGGACGCGGCGCUGAAGCGGAGCCGCUCGGAGGAGCCGGCUGAGCUCCUGCAGUCGGCCCGGGACUUGGAGGAAGAGGAGGAAGAGGGGAUGGAGCAGGAGCUGGAGGAGGAAGAAGAGGUGGAUCCCCGGAUUCAGGGAGAACUGGAGAAGUUAAAUCAAUCCACGGAUGACAUCAACAGACGGGAGACUGAACUUGAGGAUGCUCGUCAGAAGUUCCGCUCUGUUCUGGUUGAAGCAACGGUGAAACUGGACGAACUGGUGAAGAAAAUUGGCAAAGCCGUGGAAGACUCGAAGCCCUACUGGGAGGCGCGGAGGGUGGCGAGGCAGGCUCAGCUGGAAGCUCAGAAAGCCACUCAGGACUUCCAGAGGGCCACGGAGGUGCUCCGUGCCGCUAAGGAAACCAUUUCUCUGGCUGAGCAGCGGCUGCUGGAGGAUGACAAGCGGCAAUUCGACUCGGCUUGGCAGGAGAUGCUGAACCACGCCACCCAGAGGGUCAUGGAGGCGGAGCAAACCAAGACAAGGAGCGAGCUGGUGCACAAAGAGACAGCGGCCAGGUACAAUGCAGCCAUGGGCCGCAUGCGGCAGCUGGAGAAGAAACUCAAGAGAGCCAUCAACAAGUCCAAGCCUUAUUUCGAACUCAAGGCAAAGUACUACGUGCAGCUCGAGCAACUGAAGAAGACUGUGGACGACCUGCAGGCCAAACUGGCCCUGGCCAAAGGGGAGUACAAGACGGCCCUGAAGAACCUGGAGAUGAUCUCAGACGAGAUCCAUGAGCGGCGGCGCUCCAGCGCCAUGGGGCCUCGGGGCUGUGGCGUCGGGGCUGAGGGCAGCAGCACGUCUGCGGAGGACCUGUCCGGGAGCAAACCCGAGCCAGAUGCUGUUUCUGUGGCCUCGGAGGCCUUUGAAGAUGACAACUGCAGCAACUUUGUGUCUGAAGAUGACUCGGAAACCCAGUCUGUGUCCAGCUUCAGUUCAGGACCAAUGAGCCCCUCUGACACGGCCGACCAAUUCCCUGCAGCCGUGAGGCCCGGCAGCCUGGAUCUGCCCAGCCCCGUGUCCCUGUCCGAGUUUGGGAUGAUGUUUCCGGUGCUGGGCCCUCGCAGCGAAUGCAGUGGAGCCUCCUCACCCGAGUGUGAGGUGGAACGAGGAGACAGAGCAGAAGGGGCAGAGAAUAAGACAAGCGACAAAGCCAACAACAGUCGGGGUCUUAGCAACAGCAGCGGUGAUGGUGGCAAGAGCCAAAGCAGCACGCCCCCCGAGGGCCAGGCCUUGGUGAGCAGGAUGAAGCAGCUCUCCCUCCAGUGCUCCAAGGGAAGAGACGGGAUUGUUGCCGACAUCAAAAUGGUGCAGAUCGGUUGAUCCAUCCAAGGUCCUGGCCCAGGUGCAUAUCAAUAUUUAUACACAAAACUGUGGAGGACAUUGUGCCAAUAAUCAUUUAAUAUAUGCCAAAUCGUACGCGUAACUGCACUAAUGGAGUUUCAGUGACCUUGAGGGCUGAAGAUUUUACUUCUGGGUAAGAGCUCUUGAGCUGGUUGGUUUUUCAGAGCAGAGCUGUUGUUGCAGGUGGAUUGUGAGCAGGUUCACAGCCUUUGUGGAACAUUACUUGUAACGGUGUUAUGGAAGCAAUAACUAGUUCCUACGGAAGAACCCAAGCCAGGAAAGGGGCGGGGAAGCUGUGCCCAGCUGGGCUCAAAAGUUUGCUUCUCUUUCCCUUCUCUCACCCUCAACUUCUUUGGGAAAAUGGAGAUGUUCUCUCCUCUAUAUCCUAGGGAAUCUAAAUGAAAACAAGAAUGCAAGACAAAACUCAAACAGUCAGAAUACACCUUUUGACCCAGUGAAGGCUUAAAAAAAAAAAAAAAUCCCCAAACACAAUUCAUUUUCAUCAUCUCUGGUGUUCAGAAGGGGCUUUUUAACAGUGUGUUAUGUUGGGACACACGUUAAAAACAGUUUCUAUAAAGGUUACUAUGAACUGCACUUUUUGGGAUGGGAAAGGUAAAUGCCAGUGCGGGGGCUGGGGGGGGGGGAUGAGGGUGGUAAGGACACAUCACAGAACGGGAGUUGUGGCGGGGGGCGGGAAGGUUCUAUAGCCUGAACCUUACUUAUCCUGUCAGCCAAGGGGACUUAUUCUAAGAGAACUGCAUGUGAAGAAUGGUUGCCAUUGUUAUUCUAAACUGACAAGGUGUUAAUGUCUCUGUAGGUGGUAACUUUAAAAAUAAAAAAUUAUUUAAGGGUUAUGCUGCACUAGUAUUUCUUAGAGGAAAUUGUUUCUUAAAGCUAGGAAAGGGAGUAGGCAUGUGUUGGCAAAGGCUGUUAAAUAGACGCAAUGGAGUCUGUCAUGCUGAUAGUAGUAAGUGUUACCACUGCUUUUCUGUAAUGUUUUCAUGGUUACACGUAUUUAAGAGCACUGCAUUUUAUUUGUUAAGAAAACUUGGCAUUUCUAGAACGAAAAAAGCAACCCCAUUUCAAGUUAAUUCUGUCACGACGUGCAUAUUUUAGUCAUUUGUAAAUCUCUUCAUACUAUAGUGUUUUCUCCUUUUUUAAUGACUGAUACAGUACCCUAAUUACAAGGUUAUUUUGUACUUGUCUUAAUACCUUGAGUGUAAUAAAAAUGGCUUAAGAAAA
Molecule: messenger RNA, 2860 nt
Organism: Rhinolophus ferrumequinum (greater horseshoe bat)
Lineage: Eukaryota; Metazoa; Chordata; Mammalia; Chiroptera; Rhinolophidae
Gene: SH3BP5
Product: SH3 domain binding protein 5
Exons: 9
Coding region: 236-1597 (453 amino acids)
Biological process (GO): negative regulation of protein tyrosine kinase activity; intracellular signal transduction
Cellular component (GO): cytoplasm
Molecular function (GO): protein kinase inhibitor activity
Source: RefSeq, a predicted model, not a curated record